UCCGAAAUUUUGGGGACGUCAUUCAUUUUCUCGACCAGCUGGCCCAGUCCAGACUUAAUUAUUCAUAUUUACUUUUGCUGUGAUACAUUUUGAAUUCUUUGUGAAUGUUAUGUAUAUUCUAUGUGGACACAACGGUACUUACUAGCGUGUUUGUAGUGGAAUCAAGGCAAUACAAGACUGAUGUUUACCAUUUCGGCAUUAGGACCUGGCCAAUAACGCUUGUAGGGGAGCUGCCCCGACACGCCAUUGGCGGAGGUCUUGCCACGUGCAAGAUUUCUUGACUUUUCUCUUCUCUAUCUGACAGCGUUUUACUCAGAGGCGGCGGAACACAAAGGUUUUCAUCCCAACCUUUUCGGAGGUCAAGCGUCAGCCCUCCCCCGCGACUCGCGAUACCUCCGCCAUGGCGCUGAGCCCAACGUUCGACAUCGACGCCCCGCGAUGGGACCAGACCACCUUCAUGGGGAGGCUCAAGCACUUCUUCAACAUCACUGACUGGCGGACGGCGCUGCUGCCUGACUCGCGCUUGGAUGAGGCCAAAGCGUUGGUGGAAAGCUGCAGGGCAGGUUCCGUUCCACCGGGUACCACCGAGGAGCAACUACACUAUGCCAAGAAACUUUACGACUCAGCUUUCCACCCAGACUCGGGCGACCGUAUGAACAUCAUCGGCCGCAUGUCUUUCCAGGUCCCCGGCGGCAUGGCCAUCACCGGCUGCAUGCUUCAGUUCUACAGGACGGUGCCUGCUGUCGUGUUCUGGCAGUGGGUCAAUCAGUCCUUCAACGCUUUGGUCAACUACACCAACCGUAACGCCGCCUCACCCAUCACUCCCAAGCAGAUCGGCGUCGCCUACGUGACGGCUACUAGCACGGCCUUAGCCACAGCGGUGGGACUCAAUCUCUACACGAAGAGAGCACCCCCGCUGGUGGCGAGAUGGGUGCCUUUUGCAGCUGUGGCGGCGGCCAAUUGUGUCAACAUUCCCAUGAUGAGGCAACAGGAAAUAUUGAACGGCAUCGCCGUCACUGAUGAGAAUGGCAACAAGCUGGGCCACUCGCAGAAAGCAGCGGUGAAAGGCAUCACGCAGGUUGUCAUCUCGAGGAUCACCAUGGCUGCACCGGGAAUGAUUAUCCUCCCUAUCAUCAUGCAGCGACUGGAAAAAUAUAAAUUUAUGCAGAGAAUCACAUACCUCCACGGACCCAUUCAAGUGAUGAUGGUGGGCGUAUUUUUGAUCUUCAUGGUACCAGCAGCGUGCUCCAUCUUCCCACAGAGAUGCUCCAUUGCAGUAUCAAAACUGGAGCCCGAACUCCGCGACUCCAUUACAUCCAAAUACGGCGAUGGCGUGCAGCGCGUCUACUUCAAUAAAGGCCUCUGAGAACUCCAUCUGCAAGACCUAACGUAACACUUACUCCUUCUUUCCACUGUACAAAGAGGUGCUUAUUACGUUGAAUUUAUAGCUUAUACAGCUUUCAAUUUUUGCUGUGAUUAUUCCUACUUUUCUCUAGUACAAACCAAAUAAGCUUUUCUCAGGACCUUUCUUUUGGAGACUUUUACUAGCUGCAAUCUGAACCAAACAGGUUCUGGUACUUUUUCAUUUUGUUUCUUGAAACGUUUACGUGCCUUGGACAAUCUCACAACUUCCACAAGGCUCCCUUGGAUGUUCUCAAAACACAAACGGACUUCUACGCACAGUUGAAGCAGUGUUAACGACACGGCUCGUUUCAAAAAUAUGGGAGUGACGUGACAAAGGUGUGCAGAAACAGUGGACACGCCCGACUUUGGUUUGCGUGAUUCAACUGAAGCUGUAUUUUAAAAAAAAAAAUGAUACUGCUCAUCCUCAUAAUAUGUUGGAAUAAAAUAUAUACUACAGUAUUGUCCUUUAUCGUGCUGUUACAUUAUGAUUUAGAAAAAAUAAUAAAUAAAUAAAUGUCCAGAACUUUGGUGCAACAGUGGAGAUGAAAUGUAGAACUCACU
This is a messenger RNA of Corythoichthys intestinalis (scribbled pipefish), 1965 nucleotides long. It is a transcript of the gene sfxn2, whose product is annotated as sideroflexin 2. Bases 401 to 1366 code for a protein of 321 amino acids. Gene Ontology annotation, cellular component: mitochondrial inner membrane. The transcript is spliced from 12 exons. Gene Ontology annotation, biological process: monoatomic ion transport; serine import into mitochondrion. Lineage: Eukaryota; Metazoa; Chordata; Actinopteri; Syngnathiformes; Syngnathidae. Gene Ontology annotation, molecular function: monoatomic ion transmembrane transporter activity. The record is from RefSeq and is a predicted model, not a curated record.